Tupaia belangeri chinensis (Chinese tree shrew) is the source of this 3905-nucleotide messenger RNA. RefSeq names its product microfibril associated protein 3 like (gene MFAP3L). Lineage: Eukaryota; Metazoa; Chordata; Mammalia; Scandentia; Tupaiidae. The coding region runs from base 216 to 1592 and encodes 458 amino acids. The transcript has 4 exons. The record is from RefSeq and is a predicted model, not a curated record.
AAGAAAAUUAAAAGUCACUUACGUUGCAGGAUCGUACGGCAAAACGUCUACAAAUGAUUUUAAAAUAACAUUUAAAUCUAUUUUUUCCUUGUUAAAAAACCAAGCUGUUGUUCAUUAGAGAAAACAUACAAACUACAAAUAAUGUUUUUUAAAAAGAUGAAAAUGAGAAAGGUCCCUGGAACCCCUCCACCAGACGCCACCAAGUGAACGUCCUGAUGUAUUUUCUUUCAGCCUCUUCUGUGUGUGGGCUUUGCUCUAAACGACAUCAAGAACUGACAGCGCAGCCCCUCAAGACUGUCUUGGAGACGGGGUUCUUAAUCAAGUAUCAACUCUAUGGAUCCAAGACAGAGCAAGCAAAGAAGAUGGAUCAAUGGAAGAGCCAUCUGACUGUGUGCUUUCUACCUUCUGUGCCCUUUUUAAUCCUAGUAUCCACUCUAGCAAGUGCUAAGAGUGUGACUAACAGCACUUUAAAUGGCACUGACAUGGUCUUGGGCUCUGUGCCCGUAAUCAUUGCCAGAACUGACCAUAUCAUAGUCAAGGAAGGGAACAGUGCCUUGAUUAAUUGUAGUGUUUAUGGCAUCCCUGACCCACAAUUCAAGUGGUAUAAUUCUGUUGGCAAGCUGCUGAAAGAAGAAGAGGAUGAGAAGGAGAGAGGAGGAGGAAAAUGGCAAAUGCAUGACAGUGGCCUCCUAAACAUCACCAGGGUGUCUUUCUCAGACCGAGGCAAAUACACAUGUGUUGCUUCUAACAUGUACGGCACUGUGAACAACACGGUGACCCUGAGGGUCAUCUUUACCUCUGGAGACAUGGGUGUCUACUACAUGGUCGUCUGCCUCGUGGCCUUCACCAUCGUCAUGGUCCUCAAUAUCACCCGCCUGUGCAUGAUGAGCAGCCACCUGAAGAAGACUGAGAAAGCCAUCAAUGAGUUCUUUAGGACAGAAGGUGCAGAGAAGCUACAGAAGGCAUUUGAGAUCGCCAAGCGAAUCCCCAUCAUCACCUCAGCCAAAACUCUAGAACUUGCCAAAGUCACCCAGUUCAAAACCAUGGAGUUUGCCCGCUAUAUUGAAGAGCUUGCCAGGAGUGUGCCCCUGCCUCCUCUCAUUAUGAACUGCAGAACGAUCAUGGAGGAAAUCAUGGAGGUGGUUGGGCUGGAGGAGCAGGGGCAGAAUUUUGUGAGGCACACUCCAGAGGGCCAGGAGGCUGCUGACAGGGAUGAAGUGUACACAAUCCCAAACUCCCUGAAGCGAAGUGACUCCCCCACAGCUGACUCGGAUGCCUCAUCACUACACGAACAGCCCCAGCAGAUUGCCAUCAAGGUAUCAGUCCACCCACAGUCCAAGAAAGAUCAUGUGGAUGACCACGAGGGCACACAAUUUGAAGUCAAAGAUGAAGAGGAGACAGAACCAUCAGCCGAACAUUCCCCAGAAACUGCAGAGCCUUCCACUGACAUAACCUCCACGGAGCUGACAUCAGAAGAGCCAACACCUGUGGAGGCAUCAGAUCGAGUGCUGCCACCAGCUCACCUGGAAACUACAGAGCCAGCAGUGACACAUGACAAAAACACCUGCAUUAUUUAUGAAAGCCAUGUCUAAUAUCAACUCUGAAAAGCUAUGCAUAUCAAGAAAAUCAGGGGCCGCUCCUUGUAAUACAGAUGUAGUACGCACUUGCCGCUAAGCCUUACUAGGAGACUCUCAUCCCUUAGGUAGGAGAGAUGCCAUUUUAAGAGGGAAACACCUGUGUGCAGUUCACGUGACUGGAAUUUCCCCAGUAGAAAAGGAUGUGAGAACCACCAGGGUGCAAAAUUGAUAUCAGACAGAAGGUGUCUAUCCAUGUGUUAUGAAUUUUAGAGGCUAUUCUCUGCCAAGUACCUUAAUUGGUGAUGCCCUUUUGGCAAAGAGUACACUACUGUAAGAUAUUCUGAGUUCAAGAGCCCUGUCCAAUGCAUACUGCAUUGCUUUUCCUUUUAAAAAUUAUAGGUCUGCUGCAAUAGCAAAUGCACGUAUAUGAGUUUGUUGCACUUUCUUCUCAGUUUUAAUUACUUUCACUGUUCCUUUAUAAUGGAGUAGUUGUUAUUAUAUUAAUACUAAUUGCUCUUUCUGGUUAGUCCUUUUGCCACUUUUGUCCUUGUUUUUUUUCCCUGAGAACAUUUACCUCAGAGGCUUUGGUAUCAGUCCCCAGGACCAGGGCUAAUAUCUACAAGUCAUUUGUAAUAUUCCAAAGUAGUUACUAGACUCAUUUUUUUUCCCAUUUCCCAGGCCUAUUUUCAUACAUUGCUUUUUUUGUUUCCAAUGAAGCUGCUGUUGUGAAACUGAGAAAACUUUGCCCCCGAAUAGCACUUUAUUAGUCAAAUAAAAAUGUGUUUACCUAUCUGAUUCUGAGAACCUUGUGGUGAGCUCAACUGAUGUAUGUAGAGAUUGUAAAAGGUUAAAUAUUCCCACACUACCCAUGAAAAUGACUAUGUACAUUUAAGUCACAUUAUCCUCUAACAAAAACUGAUUCUUUACCUGGAAAAUUUGUUGCAUCCAAAGACGAGAGCAUUUGAUGCAUCCCUAUAGGUCGUAAGAAAUUGACUUUCCAAAGGGCUUCCUUGCAGGAGCCAUAUGGCAUCAGAUGACCCAAACACUUGAUUUAACACGGCAAAUAUGGGGCUCUGUGAGGCUGUAUAACCAGACUCACUUUUGUGACCUGCAUAGCUGACUCGUUGGUCCCUGAAAAAGUGAGAGUGAAAGCUUAGGGUAAUGGCAUAGGAAUUUUGUUAUUCAAAUUUCAUGCCAAAAUUAUUAAAUUAUUAUUUAGGCGCACAAGAAUGUGGUUCUAUGCAAAGCAGCAUGACGUUAUGGAAAGAAGACAAAACUAAUUAUGCAAAGGCUUAAUGUCAUACCUGACUAUGCCAAUAACCAGCUGUCUGACUUUGGGCAAAUCUAGACCUCAAUCCUUUUCUGUAAGAGGGGCAGACUAGACAGUACCAUUUAAAUAGUCUCUCUCAAUCUCACAGAACCAAACAAAUAUUAACACCCUUGCCCUUUUUCACAAUUAAAGAGUUUUGUUUUCAUCUCUGGGUUCACCUAAUGUUUUUAUGCCUCAUUGUUUACUCAAAGAUGAGGAUCAGUUUUGAAAAAUCAUAGCAUUUAAAAAAAUCUCCUUCCCCCAAAAAAUAAAAUCAUUGGGACCACUUCUACAAUUUCAUUUCAUCAAGAAUGAGUGGUGUUAUUUUAUUGUAGCUUACAAACAAAGGAGAUAGUAAUUUUGAAGUAGUUAUAAAGACCAUGGCCACAUCAAGUGGUGGGGUGAUGGUGUAGGUGAAGUUACAUGAGUCACAUUGGUAAUAGGAGAGCAGACCCAGAGUUUAGUCCUCACUCACCAUCUGGGGAGGUGACCUUGGACAGUUCCCUUUCUCUCUGGGAAUUAAUCUUUCAUCUGUAAAAAAUAUGCUCCACAAGGUUUCUUCAGGCUCAAACAUCUGUAGCUUUUGGAAAGUUUGCAAUCUUCCAUAAUAGCCCUCAUUGCACAAGACAAGCAAAACUGGGAACAAAAAUGGGUACAGGAGACCGGAUGCUUUUGCUAUCAAAACUUUUCAGUAAAUGUAUCUGGCUAUAUAACCAAGGGCAGUAGGCUUAGCUUUAAAAGAGGCCUUUAUGGGUUUUUUUAAUAGAUAACUGGGGUAGAAGCCAAUAUGACAGGAUAUAGGGUUAAAAAGAAAUCCACUGUUGGAUGUAGUUAGAAGUGAGUGUCUUGGGUGGUGGUCACAUAAAGAAAUUAGUAAUGAACAAUCAAAAGAAACCAUGACUCCUGCUUGGGCCCAGACUAGGAUUUUAGAUAUUUGGUUGCAGAAAAGUUUUGUCUUCAGCUCUUAGAAUAUGAAAAUCUUCCAGUCGUCAUGGAGGGCAACAAAUUCUUACCAUGAA